Messenger RNA from Colletotrichum gloeosporioides, 807 nucleotides. Its product is annotated as Isotrichodermin C-15 hydroxylase. The transcript is spliced from 3 exons. NCBI's taxonomy places the organism in Eukaryota, Fungi, Ascomycota, Sordariomycetes, Glomerellales, Glomerellaceae. Gene Ontology annotation, molecular function: heme binding; oxidoreductase activity, acting on paired donors, with incorporation or reduction of molecular oxygen; iron ion binding. The record is from RefSeq and is a predicted model, not a curated record. The coding region runs from base 1 to 807 and encodes 268 amino acids.
AUGGUUUCAAGGCGGCUUCAAAGUGAAUCUGGGAGGCACGACUUUUUGACAAAUGUAUCGGAGAAGGUAAAGAGUGGAGAAGUAUCUCAAGAGGAGAUGACGGCACACGCGUCAACGUUGGGUUUCCAACUUCAUGAGCACAUUCAGGCUGACAACGGUCGAAGUAUUGCUGGAGGGGAGACGGUCGCGACAUUCCUAGCGGCAGUAACAUUCUUCCUCCUCAAAAACCCUGCGACGUACCUCAAACUCCAGCACGAGAUUCGCAGUAACUACAGCUCGCUGAACGAGAUCACUGCCAUGUCCGCCCAGCAGUUGCCAUACUUACAGGCGGUAAUUUCGGAGGGCCUCCGAAUGUACCCGCCUGGGUCGCAAGGAUUUCCUCGGACUUGUCCUGGCUCAACUAUCGACGGCCAUUGGGUUCCAAAAGGAGUGAGUUUCAUACAGUCAAAUCUUCUGCCAGCUUCGCUAACUUCAUACAAUCAAAAGACCGAAGUGUACACAAGUGCAUGGACAGUGACACACGACGAGCAUAAUUUCCACAGGCCAUAUGACUUCUUGCCGGAGAGGUGGAUUGGCACUAAUCGUGUAGACAACCUCGAAGCCAGCCAGCCGUUCUCACUAGGACCCCGCGGGUGUUUGGGGAAGAACUUUGCGUUUGUUGAGAUUAAUCUCAUUUUGGCAAAAAUGCAUUACGCAUACAAUUUGCACCUGAUUAAUGAAGAUCUGGACUGGCUGAAGCAAAGUCACAUGCAUGUGAUGUGGUGGAAGCCAUCCCUGAACAUAAGGUUCGAGCGGGUCACCAGAUAA